AUGCUAGCUUCUCAUAGAGUCGGUGCAACUGCUGCAGUCUAUACAGGUGCAGUUUUGGAAUACUUAACUGCUGAAGUUUUAGAAUUGGCAGGAAACGCAAGUAAGGACAUGAAGACCAAAAGAAUCAGCCCAAGACAUAUCCAGCUGGCUAUUAGAGGAGACGAAGAGUUGGACACUUUAAUCAAGGCCACUAUUUCUGGAGGUGGAGUUAUCCCCCAUAUUCAUAAGAAUUUGUUGAUCGUACCCAAAGAAAAAACAGUUGAAGCUUAA
This is a messenger RNA of Blepharisma stoltei, 270 nucleotides long. The record is from the annotation of a GenBank genome assembly. Lineage: Eukaryota; Ciliophora; Heterotrichea; Heterotrichida; Blepharismidae.